Messenger RNA from Bicyclus anynana (squinting bush brown), 3335 nucleotides. RefSeq names its product ubiquitin carboxyl-terminal hydrolase MINDY-3 homolog. Bases 207 to 1571 code for a protein of 454 amino acids. Gene Ontology annotation, molecular function: K48-linked deubiquitinase activity; cysteine-type deubiquitinase activity. The record is from RefSeq and is a predicted model, not a curated record. NCBI's taxonomy places the organism in Eukaryota, Metazoa, Arthropoda, Insecta, Lepidoptera, Nymphalidae. The transcript is spliced from 2 exons. Gene Ontology annotation, biological process: protein K48-linked deubiquitination.
UUUUCUUAAAAAAUGGCAGCCCUAAUGUCGUAAGCUUUUCUUUUCCUUUUUUCUAUGAGAAAAGUUAUAAAUACAGAUUUGUGGACGAAUUAUAAUGCCAUUGCAAGAGAAUCGGACGACGAAAAUAAUUUUGAAACGAAUUAAUUAACUAGUAAAUGUUGGAAUGACUAUGACCUUCGCAUUUUUAGUGGCGUAGACUCGUGCAAAUGAUAAACGGACCGAACGAGAACGAGACCAGCAGCUCCAGCGUGACCAGCGGCCCCAGAGACACCAUGAGCGCCGGCACGGCGUCACUGGAGCGCGAGCUGAGUCGCACGCGACGCUUGCUGUGGGGCGAACACGUAAAGGAGGAUGUGUUCCGGCGCUGGGCGCAGGGCUUCGCGUUCAGCGCUGACGAGCCCAGCGCGCUCAUCCAGCAGGAGGGAGGGCCGUGCGCUGCCAUCGCGCCUGUGCAGGGCUUCCUACUCAAGAUCUUGCUGUCCGAGACUCCCGGCCACAGCCUGCGAGACUUGACGUCGGAAAAGUGCAAUUCCUUGCUAGUUAGGGCCGUGUGUACGAUUCUUAGUCAGUGCCUCGCAGCAAAGUACAAUGUCGCCGUUUACCGCAAGAACGACUCUGAGGCCGACACAAGUUCCGGCCUCAAUGUUAGUGCUGAAGAACAGUCUUGUGAUGCCAUUGACCACUUUCACAGGAGAAUGGAAGUGCAUUCCUUUCAGACAUUAUCAGAAGUGGAAGCGUUCUACACAAGAAACAUUAGAAUUUUGAAAGACAAGUAUGGUGUUCUGUUAUUGUUGUAUAGUGUCAUUCUUAGCAAGGGUGUAGGCACAGUGGAGACGGAGCUAUCUGAACUGUCUGAUCCUCUAAUACAUUCAACCUAUGGCUACGGCUCUCAGGGGCUCAUCAACCUGAUGCUGACGGGCCGGGCUGUGGCGCAUGUGUGGGAUCACGACCAGGUUGUCGGAGGGUUGAGACUGAGAGGAAUAGAAAGACAGAAUGACAUAGGAUUUUUAACAAUUAUGGAGCACAUGCAGUACUGUACUGUGGGUUCAUUUUAUAAAAAUCCCAAACACCCUGUUUGGGUUUUAGCAUCUGAGACGCACCUGACUGUGCUGUUUUCUUCUGAAAGAAGACUAGCAGCUCCUGAAACUGCAGGUGAAUCUGCAGAGCGUAUCUUUAGAUCUUUUGACCCAGAAGGCAAUAACUUUAUUCCAUCUGCAGCUUUACAAGAUGUAUUAUGUGCAGCAGAUCUGGUGAGUGAACCUGAGUAUGUGGAAUUGAUGAGACGAAAACUGGAUUCUGAGAAUUUAGGAAUAAUUUUAUUGAGUGCUUUUAUGGACGAAUUUUUUCCUGGUUGUGAAAGGGGAGCCCCUGAUACGUUUACUCUGCAUCACUAUAAUGGUCUGUCACGCAGCAAUCCAAGUGCAUGUGUAGCAUACCGAACAGGACGUGCUGCCUUGCUCGAGUGCCCCAUGCAUGCGGCCAGCACAGACCCCAUGCUGACUUGUUUGCAGACCAAGUGGCCCAGUAUUGAUGUGGUUUGGGACGAAGGUCAGUCUCCCUCUCUUAACUAGCACAAGCUGUGCUUUGCGCUCGGAACUUGUACUGUGACAUGGUGAAGAGAGUUUACAUAAAAUGUAUCUUAUAGUAUGUUGCAGAAGAUUCCAUUAUUUUAUUGUAUUAAUUUAUGUAUAGAAAUUGUAUUAAAUUGGAGGCCUCCAUUGAUAAUGAUGUUAUUAUCAUGGGCAGCUAUUUUUCAUAAAUUUGAUUACACUUUUGUUACUCAAGUUGUUGAUGAUUGUACUUGAUGAUUUCUGUUAAAUUUAUGGUAUAGUUGCACAUGUACAAGACUAAUUCUGAUGGUUGUUUGUACUAUAUUUGUCUGUACAGAAACAAAAAUGGCUGGCACUCGCUGACUUGAGUGAGCUAUAAAUUAAAGUAUAUAUUUUAAACUAAAACUAAUCUUCCUGACAAUUUUUAUCGCUUAAAAUGGGUAGAAAAAUGUAAUAUAUUAUUGGUCUUGGUUUUGUGACAAAAUAUGUUUAUUUCAUCUUUUUUAAUGUUUAGUUUCAAUAUUUCUUUCAGAUCUGUGAAAUAGAUCAUGAAGAUAGAGCUUGUGUCUUCUAGGAAUCAUUAUCCAAUAUUAGUCCUCACCAGUUUUAUAUAACUGCUGUCAUUUUACUGGUUCUUUAUUAUAAUAUAACAUAAACUGAACUGAACCUGAAAGCAAUGCUAAGGUUAAUUUACUAUAAUAACACUACACUUGACUUAGUAGUAGAACAUAAAGAGGUUGUCAGCAUUGUUGUUUCCCAUUGGAACAUUGGAACAUACGGUGCACAGCUGUUGACACAUGCCUGUAGGCAGGACUAGCUUCCAGCACCUCCACUUUCUGUUGCACAAAACCAUGUAUUUUAGCUGAUUCACAUUAUUUCAGUUGCUCCAUAUUGAAAACAAUGUCUAUUACUUAUCUAAAUUAUCAUUACUUGUCUAAAUUAUUCUAAUAGACUGCCAUUCAGCUGAACAUUAGAAUGUUGGAUUGGGAACAUAGAUAUUUCUAGCAUGUGAUACGAAAUAGACUGAAACAAUUUGAAUCGGCCUUUACCCCACUAACUACUGAAUGCCAGCUGUGUUACAUUGUUUGAUAAUGAAUUAAUUCAUUUUACUAAUAAGAGAGAGGUACAUAAUAUUAUGUUUCUUUGAAUAUUUUGUGGAGAGGUAAUCAUCUAUCUGUUAUAUUUUAUAGGAAUUUAUUUUUAUAUAACUACUGUGUAGCUCAUUUAAUACUAAUGUGUAUGUAUAGAAAUUAUUUAGGUAUAAAAAUUUCAUGUGGCCAUUUUAUAAAAUCCUACCUUUUAGUACUAAAUGCAUGUAUAUGUGUGGCCUCAAAUCUCCUUUUUCUAGUUGUACAUUCUGUAUGAUUUUUAUUAGGGUCACUACAUGUACAUGUUAAAACCAAGAGCUACUAAGGGUUGUAUGAGAUUUUGAUUUGUUUUUUAAUAUAUAAUUUGCUUAUAAUGCCACUGCAGGAACAAUAUGUUCUUACAGAAGUUCAAAAGCAGAAAGGUUUGACUCCCAGAUAAUAAUAUUACUAAAAUUAUUAAAAAGCAAAUAAAUGUGUUAAAAUUACUUUGUGCCUUAGUGCUUCGUAAUAAAAUCGAACUUUGUUGUAUUGUAGUAUGGUCAUAAAAUGUGAAGUCCUUUAGACUAAAUUCAUUCUUUGUCAGAUUCAUGUAAAAUAGCUGAGCACAUACAUUUCAUGUAAUAACAAAGGUUAUAUUGAAUAAUGAUUUUCCGUUAAUCUUAAAUAAUAAUAGUGAAACAUGCUUUUUUUAAUUACA